AUGUUACGAGGUUCGCAAGCGGUCAUAGUGCGAGCAUCUCGUCAGACGGUGGCUGCCAGCCAGCCAGUGAUGAUCCGCUUCGCUGACGUGGAAAUUGAGCGUCUGAAAUGCAGUGACUUCAAAGGGACCCAGCAGCCAGCCACCGUGCGAUCAUUAUCAGCUCGAGGCAAUGGCAAGAGAAGGCGAAGUGUCAAGAGCAGGGCGCAGGGAGACGGAGCAGGAGAGACCGCUACAGCCGCAGCCGUGCAGGCAGCGGUGGAGGCGAUGCGAGCGCGGGAGAUCAAGAAGGAGCUCGAGAGCCUGGGCAUCAGCACGCGGGGAGUGUUUGACAAGGACCAGCUGGUCUCCUUGCUCCUUGCCCAUCGCCUCUCAGCUCCACCUUCCGCUCCUUCUCCACAGUCCAGCAGCAGCAGCAGCAGUAGCAACAGCAGAACCGCAGAGGCCUCUCCACCUCCCUCCCGCUCAUCGUCCCCCUCCCCCUCCUCCCCCUCAUCCUCCUCCCAAGGCGUCAUUCUCCGCAUGCACAUGCGUCGCCUCGCCACCACGGCCAGAGAGCCACGUGAAUACGUCAUCCUCCCCCUGGAAGUUGCCGGGAAGGGCCCCUUUGAUUUCCUCCUGGACACGGGCAGUAGCACCACCCUCGUCUCCCCGGAUUUCGCUUAUGGCACUAUCAGGUUGUCUACUAACGAGGGCAGGAUGACCCAGGGGCUCGGAGGCAUGGGGCCGGAGGGGAAGCAGGGGCGGGAGCUGCUGCUUCCGGAUGUGAGGCUCGGGGAGUUUAGGUUCGGGCCGAUGCAAGCGGUGGUGCUGGACCUGCAGUACACGGGCCUGCCUGGUUCAGUGGCGGGGAUCGUGGGGCUGUCGUUCCUGUCUGCCUUUGACAUGGACUUUGACUUCCCCAGCAGCACUCUCACCGUCAUGCACUCAGGGGCUGCACUGGCAGCAGCAGGCAAGUGGACGGCAGGAGGCACCAUACCCCCUCCGCCCUCUUCUUCUGCCUCCCAGGGAUUGGAUUUCGAGGGGCUGGCAAUGCUCGCCCCAGCCACUGUUCCGUUCAACCUGCCUGCUAUCCAGAUCUCGGUGAAUGGCAAACACCUGGAGACAGCCAUUCUAGACAUGGGGUCUGGGCUCAGCCUUAUCACCACCGCAGUGGCUUCUCGUGCUGGUGUCACCCCCUCUCGCAUUGGUGUAGCAUCAAUGGUGGACGUGGGAGGUGGAACAACACAAAUGGGAGGAGCAGUAGCGGAUCUGUUCCUUAUAACGAAGCAAGGAGGGCCAGCAGGGACGUCAGGCGGCCGUAUCCCCUUUACAAGCCACCCCAUGAUAGUGGGGGACCUGCCAGCCCUGGCAGUGAUGGGAGCAGGGGCAGUGGUGGGAAUGGAUGUGCUCAAGAGGACUCGCUGUGUGGUGUGCUUCAAGGAUAACAGGGUUCUGCUACAGAAGAAGUUUUAG
Molecule: messenger RNA, 1452 nt
Organism: Closterium sp. Naga37s-1
Lineage: Eukaryota; Viridiplantae; Streptophyta; Zygnematophyceae; Desmidiales; Closteriaceae
Source: the annotation of a GenBank genome assembly